UUUUUGACAUUCACUCAGUAGCGCUUCGGUGUUUUGGAUUUAUGAUUUAAUUAGAAUUUUAAAUAUUUCAGUUCCUAUUAAAAGUGAUCAAUUUCUUCAUAAAUAGUGACUUAAUAUGGUGCAUUGUAGCAUUAUUUUAGAUGAUGCUAGUGGAGUUUUUAUAGCUGGCAAUAUAAUAAAGGGGGUCAUCCAAUUGCAAUUAAAUGAACCAAAAAAGUUUCGAGGUCUUUACUUCCUUAUUUAUGGUCGCGCCAAGUGCCAUUGGACAGAGACAAGACAAAGAACUACAGGAAGUGGAGAAAAUCGUCGAACUUCAAGUGAAACAGUUCAUUUCAAUGGAAAAACUGUUUAUUUGAACACUAAAACUUAUUUAUUUGGUUCACCGGGUGGAGACUCUAUUCAAAUGCCUAGUGGAACUCAUCGAUAUGAUUUUCUUUGUCAACUGCCACCUUUGAUUCCAGGAAGUUUUGAAGCAUCUCAUGGUGAUAUUCGUUAUCGUGUUGAAGCAGUUCUCGAUGUUCCUUGGUCUUUUAAUAAAGAAUUCAAGUUAGGAUUUACAGUCAUACGAGUAGAUGACUUGAACAAUGAUCCAAGUUUAAAAGUGGCAACGUUUGAUGAAGAAGUUAAGAAAUUUUGUUGCCUGUUCUGUGAGUCUGAGCCACUUUACAUAAAAGUAACAUUGCCACGAACUGGCUUUGCACCAGGAGAAGAAAUUCCCGUGACCAUAGAUUUUAAAAACAAAAGUAAUGAAGAAAUUCGUGGUGGAAAAAUUUAUGUGAAGAGAAUUAUUUUGUACCACAGUGAAACUCCACAUAGUAAGACAAAAACACAAGAAGACUUUGUCACUGAAGUUUACUGUCCGGGUGUCGGGAAGCAGUCUUCAAACGAAUUUAUAAAGGAAAUCAAACUCCCACAAGGAAUGGUGUUUUCAAAUUCAGCAUUUUGUUACGUCGUCCAAAUUUUCUACGAGCUCAAAGUUGAAAUAUUUACAAAUGAUUGUCAUAAAAAUGUUAAGUUUCGCUUUCCCAUAACAAUUGGUGCUAUUCCCAUAAGCACUCAACCAUUAAAUCAAACUGCAACUUUUAUGCCGGCCCAAAAUCCUGAGCCAUUCUUUAAUGCGCCAAAUCCUUCAGCUCCGGCGUUUAAUACUAAUGGACAACAACCUUAUGUGCCUUCAGCAUCAGCACCCAACGAAGAUUUGCCUCCAUCCUUUGAAGAAGCAACAAAAUCAGAGAAAACUAUGAAUGAACAAACUCCGGAAUCUAAGGGCGUUAGUUCCAGUUAUGGUUGGAGUGCUUAAAAAUUGAAACAUUGAAUCUCAAAUUUUUGAACAAGCCUUAAAUGUGUAAUUUACAACUGAAAUUUCAUGAACUUUGUAUACAUACCUGAAGCAUAUUUAAAAUAUUUAUAUGUCUACUCAGGAAUUUUAUGUAAUUAUUUUAUAUGUGAAGAAGUUACUCAUUUAUAAGCUUUGUAAGCAUAAUAAUCACAGAACUCUUUUUCUAAUUGGUAUAAAAAUGAAGAUUUUUUUUUUUCAUGCUAAAGUGCUUAAAUAUUUUAAAGAAAUUCAAUGCUUAAGAUGAUUUUUGAUAUUAUGAAAUGUUUCACGACGUAUCUUUAAAUGACAAUUAUUACUUGCAAACAUUAAAAGAAAGGUAAUAAAUAUAAUGUUAACAGAAUUAAAAUAAGAGAGAA
Molecule: messenger RNA, 1695 nt
Organism: Clunio marinus
Lineage: Eukaryota; Metazoa; Arthropoda; Insecta; Diptera; Chironomidae
Source: the annotation of a GenBank genome assembly